AAAUGAAUCAUCAACACAAUCUCUCUCUCUCUUUCUCUCUCUCUCUCUAUUUCUCUCUGCCUCUCUCUAUUAUAUAUAGAAUUUAGUUUGAAAUAAUGGGAAGGAAGCAAAUAAUAGAGAUAUUGCUGUUUGUAGUAAUGCUGCUGAAUUGUGUUCUCUUAGCACACAAUCAAGCCAUUAGUGAGGCUCCAACACCACAGCCACAGACUAGUGCCAAUUAUUCCAAUCCCAUGCAUGGAGUUACUGAAGGCAGCCUUCAACCUCAAGAAUGUGGGCCUAGAUGCACAGGGAGAUGUUCAAAGACAGCAUUCAAGAAGCCAUGCAUGUUCUUUUGUCAAAAGUGUUGUGCCAAAUGCUUGUGUGUUCCUUAUGGGACUUAUGGCAACAAACAAACUUGUCCUUGCUACAAUCAAUGGAAGACUAAGAGAGGAGGCCCCAAAUGCCCUUGAUUAAUUUUCAUUUUCAUCAUUUCAUUUCCCAACAACAGAAAACCAUCAUUAGUCACUUUCUAAUCUUCUUUUUGGAACGUCUCUAUUCUUUCGUUGUACUUUUAAAAAGUGAUAGUUUCAUGAAGGGUGACUUCUUAAAAGUAUAUAUUAUAUGGAAUGGUUAUUGUUGUCUUGGCCUUUGAUCA
Cucumis melo (muskmelon) is the source of this 634-nucleotide messenger RNA. Its product is annotated as protein GAST1. The transcript has 4 exons. Bases 96 to 449 code for a protein of 117 amino acids. The record is from RefSeq and is a predicted model, not a curated record. NCBI's taxonomy places the organism in Eukaryota, Viridiplantae, Streptophyta, Magnoliopsida, Cucurbitales, Cucurbitaceae.